AUGGCGGCCGUAGGCACAGCCCAAGCCAUGGACAUAGAGCCUCAAUUCCGCGCGCCGCAGUACCACGCGCCGCGCCAAGACCCCACCAACGUCGUUAACCCUGCUGACGCUAGGAUGGAUCAAAUCGGCAGCCCUGACCGCAUGCCCCGCCUUGCUCCCAGUAGGACCGCAUCGCCUCCCAGACGGGACACGAAUUCCCUACUUUCCCGCCGCAAUCGCGGAGAGCUCAGUCCGCUGACCACGUUUCAAUCCCUUUCCACCUCCGCGCAAGCUUCGUCCGCUUCCGCCACUCCGCUAGAGUCCUUAGCGCGGGGUGUGUUUGCCCCUGCCGAUGGGGGGCGGAGCUCCCGUUCCCCCUCCCCCCGCCUCUUGCAGCCUUCGACAGGCAACGCCUCCUCGACAAGCUCCCCCGACCAUCCCGCCACCGGACUGUACUUGGGACCCGCGACGCGGAAUUCCCCGCGCGCACUGACGGGCGGCGGAAUACCGUCCGCUCAGCGCGCGGGUUCACCAGCUGGUGUGAAUGUUGGCGCAGUAGCUGGCGCGGGGCUUCCAGUGAACCCUUUCAACCUGGCGCACGGGGGCUGUCCGCGGUCUCCCAUGCGCUCCCGCCAACAGCUUUCCGCGCAUGGCGGCUCCCAGCGCGCAAUCGCGCCAUCCCCGCUUUCCGAGCUGCUUAGCGCGGGAGGUUCGAAUCGGAUGGAUAUCCAGCCCGGCUCGCUAGAAGCAGACUCGUUACAGAUACAGAUUCCGAAGGAUCACAGACAUCUGUCGCAGCAGCAGUUUCCGAGCAACGGUCGAUCGCAACACGGCCAGCAGAGGGAGGAACAUUCGCAAGAGCGCGACUCGUGCUUGGAACAACAGACCCAGCAGCAGUCAGAGCAGCAAGCUCGGCAGCUCUAUUCCCAACAGAGCGUGCCGUCCGCAGUGCCGUCCGCCAUGUUGUCCGCCGUGCCGUCCGCUGUGCCGUCCCAUCGGUCUCCACGAUCGUCGUCACUCGACAGCUACGACCACGUAAUCGCGUCGCAUUCGCCUCACGGCGACUACGGCGGCAUGUCGCACGUGCCCUUCGCACAUCGCCCCCAGCUGCCCUCCCCCAAGCAACUCCACGCGCCUCUCAACCCGCACGCGUCGCAAUCUCCUCCGCCGCCAAACGGCGCGCCAGGCCACAAUUCCCCCUCGCGCGGCGGCGCGGGGCUGCCGAACGCCUGCGCGCCCGUCGCCACCCCCCGACCGGCCCGCCCGUCCCAUCGGCGGACAGCCUCCGCUUCCGCCGCCUCCGCGCUCGCCGACAUGCUCGAGGGCAGCUCCUCCCCGAGCCCCGCUUUCUUCUCCCGCCCGCCCCCUUCCCCGCGCCUCACUCACGCGCAGCCUAUUGCGCCGUCCGCCGCAGCGGCGCUCGUGGCCGUCGCUUCCGCGGGAAGCGGACCCGCGACGCCGCGGGGAGCAUCUCCGCGGAGGAGCCCUUCGCCCGGGGGAGCGCGCGCGUUGAAUAGUGCGAGUCGCGCCGUACAGGACUUGCACGCGCGGCUGCUGGCUGCCGCCCAGAUGGUUGCUGACGGGGACGCGGCGGGUGCAGCUGCUACGGCGGAGGCCGCAGCGGCUGUAGCGGCGGCGAUGCAGCAGCAGCAGCAGCAGCAGCAGCUACAGCAGCAGCAGCAGCAGCAGCAACAGCAGCAGGGAGGGGGGAAACGGCAGGGGCGCGCAAUAGGGAUUUCGGAACUGCAAAUGGAGUUGGGGGGCGCGCAAGGACACUCCGCGGCAGGCGGAAACUCCCGCUUGAGGGGAAUUUCUCCGCUCCAGCAAGCUGGCGGACCAGCAGCGCCAGACGCAGGCCUGGCGGGAGCAGUGGGCGACGCGGACAGGUUAGGGGGAGGCGCGAAUGGCGCAGGAAUGCGAACAGGCGGAGCAGGCGCAGGAGGAGUUUCCCCCACGUUUGAGCGCGCGGAGCAACUGAAGCGGCGGGGGAGCGCGAUGCUGGGGGAAGAGGACAUGCGCGCCCUCUCGCACAUGUCCCUGGGGGGCCCCUCAGCGGGCGUCGUGGGUUCAGGUGGAAUUUCAGGUACGCGCUCAGGCGCAGGUGACUGCGCAGGUUACGGGGGUGCUAGAAACGGUGGAGCUAGUAACGGGGAUGCGGGGGUGUGCAACCGUCCUGUGAAGCAGAGGGUGUCCACGGGUCAUCGUUCCGCUUCCAGUGGCGUUGGCGCGGGAAUCGGCGGUAAUAACGGCGGGGGCAGCGGCGGAGGCAGCAGCGGGGGCAGCGGAGAUUAUGCAUCCGCGCUUUCCGCCGCAGCAUCUGCUGCACUGGCUGCAGCAGGGGCGCCUGCCGGGAUUUUUCCAGGGGAAAUUACCCAGAUUGCCCAGAAAUGGAUGGAGCUUCAGGGGGCGGGCGGGCUGGGGGGGUACAUGCACAAUGCACCCUCGCCCUCCGCCGCUUCUGCCGCCGCCGCCGCUGCCGCUGCGGCUGCCGCGUCCGCACGCGCUUCCGCGUCUGCCGCCGCUGCUGCUGACGUGGCAGCAGCAGCUCGCGCGCAGAAGGCAGCAGCGGAGGCAGUGGCAGCAGCAGCAGCCGGAGGAGGCGGAGGCGCCUCUUUAGGCGGCGCUUCUCCCGUUUCCGCGGUAGCAGCGCGGGCAGCAGCCAAUAGGAGAGCGGCACGUCACCGGCGCACAGGCAGCGCGGAUUUCGUGCUGAACAACCCGGGGGAGGCGCUGAAGCCCGCAGGCCCCCUGCGCCAGACACUCAAGCGCGCCAGCGCCAGCGGGAGCGUGAGCGGAAGCGGGGGCGGGGGCGCGGGGGUUGGGGGGGGCGCGGGCGGGGGAGGGUACCAGCUGGACCGUGUCUCCGCGCCCUGCCUCGCCAAGCUGCUCAACCAACCCGCUUCGGGCCCUUUUGUGGGGUGUGCAGUAGCUUGGGGCGCGGGGGCAGGGGGGAGGCGCGGAGGGGCGGGCGCGGGGGGAGGGGGGGAAGGCGGGGGCAUUGGGGGUGGAGUGGGGGUGGUGGGAAGGCACCGGCCGUCGUCGUCCAUCUCGGGGUUUGCAGGCGACAGGCUUGUGAUGUCUGCUGCUCUUGCCGAGGCCUCCAAACACCUCGCUCUCGCCUCCGCUGCUGCUGCUGCUGCCCCUCACACCGCCGCCGUUCCCAAUGCUGCAGCUGUUUCCAAGGCGCUGUUUCAACAGCAGCAACAGCAGCAGCAACAGCAGCUGAUGCAGCUAUUGCAGCAGCAGCAGAAGCAGCAGCAACAGCAGCAGCAGCAGCAAGGGGUUGCAGAGAGAAUGGAGUUGAAUGAGUCCAGGGCGGAAGCUCACAUGGCGCAAUCUGGGCAGAAACAGCAGCAGGCUUCGCUGCAGCACCAGGUGGUUCCUCAGGUGUUUUCUCAGGUGGUGGCGCCGCACCGCCAGCAGCAGGGGCGGCAGCUGAACGCUACACUGGGGGCGGCUGUGCGCAAGCCUGCGAGUUUUUCGGGCAACGUGGAAGAUGUUUUCGGGCAGUAUGAAGGGCUGCCGCCACGGGACCACGUUCUUAGGAAGGAGUAUGGGGAGAUUAAAGGGCUAUUUGUGCUGCAUAGUAAGGAGCUGGGGAGCGGGCAGUUUGGAAUUAUUCGGCCGUGCAUGGAGGUGGCGACCGGGCAGGUGUUUGCGUGCAAGACCAUCAACAAGAAAUGUAUUCAGACGAAGGAGGACGCGGAGGACAUAAGGAAGGAGGUGGCGUGCCUCACGCUGCUGCGCGGCCACCCUACCAUCGUCGCUCUCAGAGACACCGUGGAGGAUGAGGAGAACAUUCACAUAGUGAUGGAGCUGUGUCAGGGCGGGGACCUGUUCGACCGGGUGAGCAGCAGCGGGCGGCUGACGGAGCAGUGUGCCGCGCGGCUGUGCCGAGCGCUGGUGGAGGCGCUGCUGCACUGCCACUGCCACGGCAUCCUGCACCGCGACAUCAAGCCAGAAAACAUCCUCCUCUGCGACCGAUCGGAGAACUCAAGGAUCAAGCUGGUGGACUUUGGGGUUGCGACCUUCUUUGAGCCCGGCAAGCGGCUCACGGAGGUGCUGGGGACGCCUGAGUACAUGGCGCCAGAGGUGCUGCUGCAGUCGUACGGCCCCGAGGCCGACAUCUGGUCAGCGGGCGUGGUCUUAUACAUCCUGCUGUGCGGCGUGCCGCCCUUCUGGGCGUCGUCGCGCAAGUGCGUGGCGGAGGCGAUCCUCAAGGGCUCCGUGAGCUUUAAAUCCGCUAAGUGGGCGAAUGCAAGCGAGGAGUGCAAGGAGCUUGUAAGGAGGAUGCUUACAAAGGAUCCACGGGAGCGAAUCACGGCAUUGGAAAUUCUGGAUCAUCCAUGGAUUCGCAGGUAUCAAUGA
This is a messenger RNA of Closterium sp. Yama58-4, 4347 nucleotides long. Lineage: Eukaryota; Viridiplantae; Streptophyta; Zygnematophyceae; Desmidiales; Closteriaceae. The record is from the annotation of a GenBank genome assembly.